ACAGCUACUCCCGGCCAUGCCUGAACCCACCAAGUCGGCUCCGGCCCCGAAGAAGGGCUCCAAGAAGGCGGUGACCAAGGCGCAGAAGAAGGACGGCAAGAAGCGCAAGCGCAGCCGCAAGGAGAGCUACUCGGUGUACGUGUACAAGGUGCUGAAGCAGGUGCACCCCGACACCGGCAUCUCGUCCAAGGCCAUGGGCAUCAUGAACUCGUUCGUCAACGACAUCUUCGAGCGCAUCGCGGGCGAGGCGUCCCGCCUGGCGCAUUACAACAAGCGCUCGACCAUCACGUCCCGGGAGAUCCAGACGGCCGUGCGCCUGCUGCUGCCCGGGGAGCUGGCCAAGCACGCCGUGUCCGAGGGCACCAAGGCCGUCACCAAGUACACCAGCGCCAAGUGAGCCCGCCGGCAGCAGAGCAAUCGAGGCUCACCCUUUCUGGCAUCACCAAAUCAGCCUCUUCGGGGGUUUCAAGAGUAAAGCAGAUGUGUGGUAUUAAAAAACAAAACUAAUUAACAAAAAGCACAAGGACGUUUUUUUCCAGACUUGAAUAAGGAUAAAAAGUUCCUAUCAACUCCUACAGAGUUGAACAUACAUGUAAGUGUUCCUAGGGGUCAAUGAAUAGGAUUGCUUCAGCUGAA
Messenger RNA from Odobenus rosmarus divergens (Pacific walrus), 636 nucleotides. Its product is annotated as histone H2B type 1-M-like. The transcript has 2 exons. The coding region runs from base 17 to 397 and encodes 126 amino acids. Gene Ontology annotation, cellular component: nucleosome. The record is from RefSeq and is a predicted model, not a curated record. NCBI's taxonomy places the organism in Eukaryota, Metazoa, Chordata, Mammalia, Carnivora, Odobenidae. Gene Ontology annotation, molecular function: structural constituent of chromatin; DNA binding; protein heterodimerization activity.